This is a messenger RNA of Tarenaya hassleriana, 2883 nucleotides long. RefSeq names its product ubiquitin carboxyl-terminal hydrolase 14. Gene Ontology annotation, biological process: protein deubiquitination. Bases 159 to 2594 code for a protein of 811 amino acids. The record is from RefSeq and is a predicted model, not a curated record. NCBI's taxonomy places the organism in Eukaryota, Viridiplantae, Streptophyta, Magnoliopsida, Brassicales, Cleomaceae. Gene Ontology annotation, molecular function: zinc ion binding; protein binding; cysteine-type deubiquitinase activity. The transcript has 20 exons.
AGAGAACAGGGAAACCGCAAACCAAAGGAAAAGAAUAUAAGGAGAAAGAGGAGCGACGACGUUACAUUUCUCGAAUUCACGGAGCAAUUUCGCAAAACCCUUUCUCUCUCUCUCUCGCUCUCUAGGAGGGGAACUUCGCCGCCGCGUUCUCGCCGUCCAUGGAGCUCCUCCGAUCCAAUUUGUCUCGGGUUCGGAUCCCCGAACCCACUAAUCGCAUCUACAAGCACGAGUGUUGCGUCACCUUCGAUACUCCGAGAUCUGAAGGAGGGUUGUUUGUAGACAUGAACAGCUUUCUUGCUUUUGGGAGGGAUUGCGUUACUUGGAACUAUGAGAAGACGGGUAAUCCCGUGUACCUGCAUAUAAAGCAGACUCCAAAGUUGGUCUCUGAGGAUCGGCCUUUGAAGAAACCGACUUUACUGGCCAUAGGAGUUGAAGGAGGUUUUGACAGUGGUGAGCCUGAGUAUGAGGAUUCUUACAGCAUAGUUGUACUUCCUGAUUUUGUGUCACUCCCAUUUCCAUCGGUUGAACUACCAGAGAAGGUGAGAUUGGCCGUUGACACUGUAUUGCGCUCUGAAGGUGCUGAACGGAAAGAGCAACUUGCAGCUUGGACAGCUGACAAAAAGCAAGUUAGCGAAUACACAUUAAAACUGCAGCAGGUCAACAAUGGUGUUGUUAUUCCUCCCUCUGGUUGGAAAUGUGCUAAAUGUGACAAGAGGGACAACCUCUGGCUUAAUCUUACCGAUGGAAUGAUUCUUUGCGGAAGGAGAAACUGGGAUGGAAGUGGUGGAAACAACCAUGCUAUUGAUCAUUACAAAGAGACAGGGUACCCACUUGCUGUAAAGCUUGGAACAAUCACAGCUGACUUAGAAGCAGCAGAUGUUUUUUCCUAUCCAGAAGAUGAAAGCGUGUUGGACCCGCUUCUAGCGCAACAUCUGGCCUUUUUUGGGAUUGAUUUUUCGUCAAUGCAGAAGACAGAAAUGACAACAGCGGAGAGAGAGCUUGAUCAGAAUACCAAUUUUGAUUGGAACCGUAUACAAGAGAGUGGAAAGGAUUUGGAGCCAGUUUUUGGUCCUGGCUAUACUGGACUUGUCAAUCUUGGAAACAGCUGCUAUUUGGCAGCUACAAUGCAAGUUGUCUUCUCUACCUGUUCGUUCAAUUCAAGAUACUUUUCAGACCAGAGCUUAAAAGAGGCGUUUGAGAAGGCGCCUGCUGAUCCAACUGUGGAUCUUAAUAUGCAAUUAACAAAGCUGGGAUACGGUUUACUAUCCGGAAAGUACUCUAUUCCAGCACAAGAGAAGGAUGCUGCAACUGGAGAUGCUAAACAGGAAGGCAUACCUCCUCAAAUGUUCAAAUCAGUUAUUGCUGCUAGCCAUCCUGAAUUCUCUUCAAUGAGACAACAGGACGCUCUCGAGUUUUUCCUACAUUUGCUCGACCAGGUUGAGCGUGCCAACAACGUCAUUCCUGAAUUAGAUCCUUCAAGAAGUUUUAAGUUUGGAGUAGAAGACAGAAUCCUUUGCCCCUCUGGAAAGGUCUUAUAUAAUAGGAGGCAUGACUACAUUCUCUCUCUGACUAUUCCCCUGCAUGAGGCAACUAAUAAAGACGAACUAGAAGCCUUCAAAAAUCGGAAAGCAGCAAAAGGAUUAGAGGGGAAUGAUAUGUCGAGCGAGGAAGUUGUACGUCCACGAGUACCUUUGGAAGCUUGUCUAGCCACUUUCUCAUCACCAGAAGAGAUUCAUGAAUUUUAUAGCACUUCCUUGAAGACCAAGACAACAGCUAUCAAGACCACUGGCUUUACAUCUUUCCCUGAUUAUUUGGUCUUGCAUAUGCGAAAGUUUGUUAUGGAGGAAGGCUGGGUCCCAAAGAAACUCGAUGUCUAUAUUGAUGUUCCUGAUAUCAUUGAUAUCAGUCACAUGCGAAGCAAGGGGCUUCAACCUGGAGAAGAACUGUUACCAGAUGAUGUCAAGUCUAUUGUCAAUGGAGUUACUCAUUUCUGCUGCACAGUUCCUGAAGAAGAGAUGGCAUCAGUGAAGCCUGUGGCAAACGAGGAGAUAGUUGCACAGCUUGUCUCGAUGGGAUUUAACCACCUUCAAUGCGAGAAAGCUGCCAUAAAUACUUCAAAUGUAGGGGUCGAGGAGGCAAUGAACUGGUUACUUUCUCACAUGGAUGAUCCAGAUAUAGAUGCUCCCAUCUCCCAAGGCACGUCUGCCGUUGAUGAGUCAAAAGUUGCUACCUUAGUCUCAUUUGGGUUCUCGGAAGAGGUUGCUCAAAAGGCACUGAAGGCUUCGGGAGGCGAUGUCGAGAGAGCAACAGAUUGGAUAUUCAACAAUCCAAAUGCUUCUGUUUCUGAUAUGGACGUUACAUCAAACAACACUGCACCUACUCCCACUGAUAGUGCAUUACCUGAUGGAGGAGGAAAAUACAGGCUAUUCGGGAUAAUAAGCCACAUGGGAACAUCAACUCAUUGCGGACACUACGUUGCUCACAUACUAAAAGACAAACGAUGGGUUAUUUUCAACGAUAACAAAGUCGGUAUCUCGACCAAUCCUCCGAAAGACAUGGGCUAUCUCUACUUCUUCCAGAGGCUUCAAGAUUGAAAAAAAAGGGCCUCAAAAGGUACAAAAAUGAAGGUGAGUGAACUCAAAAUCUGAAGCAUAGAAGCAGACAGUCUAAAUGAGUCUUUAUUAGAAAUCAGGGUUUAGGGCUUUUAUUGGACUUUGCGUGGUGUUUUUUGCAGCUUAGUGACUCCAAAGUGAAACCCUAAGUGAUCAGUGUACUUGUGAAUUGGUCCUCAAGCUGCCUUUUUUAAGGACCCAUUUUGUUGAAUUGCUCUGCUCUUUCCAAAGUUUUAAAUCCUUUGAAAUUCAAAGCUCAUUUGCUUCAUCA